Molecule: messenger RNA, 1602 nt
Organism: Durotheca rogersii
Lineage: Eukaryota; Fungi; Ascomycota; Sordariomycetes; Xylariales; Xylariaceae
Exons: 1
Coding region: 1-1602 (533 amino acids)
Molecular function (GO): mRNA binding
Source: RefSeq, a predicted model, not a curated record
AUGGCAGCGCCUAGCUUCCUUCAACAAUCGCAACCGUUCAGAUCUGCCGCUGUGUCUACCCAAUCGACGUACUCGCUAUCGAUGAGCGCCGCGCACCACUUUGACCGCGAUGCGACCGUCAAGCCCGUCGGCACGCCCUUUGCGACGACUCCCUCUCCGGCCUCGUCUGUCUUGAUCCGCCGCCUCCCGCCAGAUACGACCGAGGAAAAGCUUCGUCUGAUGCUCCUCUUCUCUCAGGAGCUGGUGGAAAUCGAAAUGGUGGCGCCGGACCGGCCAGAUGACCCGGGGUUCCAGUCCGCGAUUGUGAGAUUCAAGACUACCACGGGGGCGCAACAGGCCAAGGAUAUGCUGCACGGCAAGUCUAUCAGUUUGAGCGACGUCGAAUUAAUCGUAGAAAUCGUGUCGAGCAGCCCUACCACAUCUAGGAGAUAUCCAAUCGACGGUCCCGUGUCGGCCCCAUCCAGUGGCCCCUCUUCUACAGCGUCGUCGGGUACGACGGCCUCACGUCAAUCGCGAUUUAACGGUGCCUUCCAGUCGUUGGAGAAGAUUUCGCCACCCAUGAACGCUAUGUAUGGGAGCAGCGAGCUACCGAACCCGGAAUCGAGCGCGCAUUAUCAGAGCCUCUUCUCUCCGCAGUCGCCUAUCGGCAAUCACCUUAGCGAACGCACGCGCAUCUCAGGCAAGACCCUCAUUAGUCACGACGCUGCGGAGGACGAUGAGACGCGCGAGCUCCUCAAGGACCCUGUCGCGUACGCGGAAAACGGCGCGACGCAGCAGCGCAGGGCCACCGCCCCGCAGCUCCCCAUCGCGGCCAUGCGCAACUUGUCGCUGAAUACGACGUCCAACGGUCCCGCCGCCUUGCCUCAAUACGGCCAUCCGGGGAUGACGCCCCUAUCUGCGCACGGGAACACCAUAUCUCCGACGGUGAUGAACGGUGCGAAUCACUCGAUGAACUACCAGAUGGGUAGUCAGCACUAUCAGCGCCACAGUAACUUUCCGCCCGUGAACCCCGCCGACCAGAACCCGCCGUGCAAUACCCUGUAUGUGGGUAACCUUCCCAUCGACACUUCCGAGGAGGAGCUGAAGGCCAUGUUCUCGAAGCAGCGAGGGUACAAACGCCUCUGCUUCCGCACCAAGCAGAACGGCCCUAUGUGUUUUGUCGAGUUUGAGGAUGUAUCGUUUGCGACCAAAGCCCUUCACGAACUAUACGGGGCCCUUCUUCACAAUAGCGUCAAGGGUGGCAUCCGCCUGAGCUUUUCUAAAAAUCCUCUCGGAGUUCGCUCCGGCCAGACCCCCGGCCAGGCCGGCGCUGGCCCCAUCGCCGGCAUGAACGGGAUGAUGGCGGGGACAGGAAACGGCUUCACGAGCGCCAACGGCCCGCCGCCGGGACUCGCCGCCCCUCCCGGCCUCGGUCGCAUCGCCUAUAAUAACGGCUCAGCAGCCGGCGGAGGUGCGAGCACCCCGUAUUCCUCGGGCUAUCUGGGUGGCAACAGCAGUGUGUGGAGUAGCCCGCUAUACACCGGGCCGCUGUCGGCUGGCGUCUCGUCCUCGGCGAUGAAUGGCCCCCCGGCCGCAUUUCCGCCUUACAUGAUGGGGCGGUAG